Messenger RNA from Ananas comosus (pineapple), 1158 nucleotides. RefSeq lists its product as uncharacterized. NCBI's taxonomy places the organism in Eukaryota, Viridiplantae, Streptophyta, Magnoliopsida, Poales, Bromeliaceae. The record is from RefSeq and is a predicted model, not a curated record. The transcript is spliced from 4 exons. Bases 169 to 1158 code for a protein of 329 amino acids.
CAGAGGGUUUCUUCUUCAACAAGAAACCUCCCUCCUCCAUCUUGCCCUCUCUCCAUUCCUAUUAUUUUGCUCUUCUUCAGCAAGAUUCUAUAAUUUCGGGCAUGUUUGAGCUCCUUUUUCCCUUAAUCACAUUUUGAAGGAUUUAUAUUUGUAAGGAAAUGUGCUGGGAUGGACUCUGAUACAACCAUUAAAUUAACAAUCAGAUAUGGAGGACAAUUCGAAGACAUGAAAAAAGGCAAGGGUAGAAGGUAUGCUGGUGGAUACCAAGACACUAUUUACAUAGACAUGGAUCGCUACAGUCUACUUGAAAUCUUUGAUGAUAUUAGAAAAAAUUUUAAGUGGGGUGAAGGUCAAAUAUUGAUUUUAUGGUAUGUUGCACAAUGUGGAGAGUAUGUGGUAAUUAGCAAUGAUGCACAGCUAAUGUCAAUUUUUAGUAUGCAUAGUGAUGAAAAGCAAUUGAUAUUAUAUGUGACAUUAGGAGAAAAAAUUAACUUGCUUAAUGUGUCGACUACUAGCAUUGGUGAUGGCAAUGAAACAGGAUGUAGCUCACAGGGUGUUAAUAUAAAUGUGGAUCCCUUAGAAAGAACUCAAAUGGACAAUAGAUUUAGGAGCUCAACAGGAGUAGAGAGUAAUUAUGAAAAGGAACUUUAUAAAGAGGAUUCCGAGGCUAUACUAUCUGACGGUAGUCUUCAUACUAAAUAUAGCAGUGAAUCUAAUAAUGAUGAUGUGGAAUCUCAUGGUGAAAUCUAUGAGUUUGAUAAGGAUAAUCCAAUCAUGAAAGUUGGUAUGAAGUAUCCUAACAAAAAGACAUUGAAGAGAUCCUUAGAUCAUUUUGCAGUAUUAAAUGGCUUCGAGUUUAAUGUUGAAAAAAGUGAUAAAAGGAGAAUGACUGUGAAAUGCGCAAACGAAAGGUGUGGCUGGAGACUUCACGCAUCUGUUCUUCAAGACAAAACAACAUUCGAGGUAAAGACAUUGAAAAAUGAGCAUGAAUGCCCUUCUGUGAACAGAUGUGGGAAUAAAAUGGCAUCACAAUUUUGGGUGGGAGAGGAAAGUGAAACAAUCUCAUCGACUACCAGCUCGCAGCACCCACCUGUACUACCAAGAACCUGGAGUGCAGAACACGUGAAGCCGACCCUCGGACCUAUGAAAGAUCUAUAA